Molecule: messenger RNA, 1779 nt
Organism: Diaporthe amygdali
Lineage: Eukaryota; Fungi; Ascomycota; Sordariomycetes; Diaporthales; Diaporthaceae
Exons: 4
Coding region: 1-1779 (592 amino acids)
Biological process (GO): positive regulation of transcription by RNA polymerase II
Cellular component (GO): nucleus
Molecular function (GO): DNA-binding transcription factor activity; transcription cis-regulatory region binding
Source: RefSeq, a predicted model, not a curated record
AUGCACUGCAUGCGUAAGACCGCCGCGACUCAGGACGCGAGCUCAGGCACCCUUUUUUCGAACAGGGCGUUCACCCUCGAGCCGCGUGGUGUCCUCGAUGCAAGGCCUGGAGAAUUCUGGGAUCAAGAAACGGACCCGCAAGCCUCGUGGGAAGGGAUUGAGAACGGCGACUGGCUGUCUGACCGAGCACAACAUGUGUCUCCAGCACACGUACAUGCCGGCCUUGAGGAGCCUGGCAAUGAGUCAACCACCACUGGACUUGAAGAACUCGGAGGACAUGUGAGCUUUGACGACGCCAGCCACAUCCCAAAUGUCUACAACACCCCAGACACCAUAAUCUCUGAGUUCCUCACUACCAAUCUUGCAUCAACACGAUGGCUCGACUUAUUGGCGACGGACGCCGCCCAGGCAGAUAAAGGCUUUUCUUUGCCACCAACAAGGCAUCCAACUCCAAUACCAGGCGAUCUCAACUUUGAAUACAGUGCUGCCCACCUAGACCUGCGGGAAUCAAACGCAACUGUGUCACAGGUCCAGGUCCAGGCACCGGCACAGACAGGGCUAAUUGAAUCGAGAAGUAUCGAGCUUACGAGACUGACCCAGGUCGUCCAAGAUGGGGUUGCAAGUAUCGCGAAUGAACGACACGCAUGGCAGCUCGAGUUGAAUAUAUGUCUCCAAGACCACGAAGCCGAGCUGUUUCGCAUGUUCACUGAGCGUGCUGCACAGUGGCUGGAUCUGUUCGACCCUUUAAAGCAUUUUUCCACGCACGCGACGAGGCUGGCAUUACGCAAUCUGGGCCUCAUGAAAGCCAUCCUAGCCCUGACAUCCCGUCACGCCAUAGCUCGGACCGCCCAAGCAACGACAUCCCCAGGCAACAUGCAGCUAGAAGCCAACAUCCCGAUUCAAUACUACUACGAAGCCCUUCACUAUAUUCAACAAGCCCUCCAGUACACCUCCUACACCCGUUCCGAGGAGCUUCUAGCUACCGUGAUAAUAAUAUCUACCUACGAAAUGCUCGAUGAUUCUAACAGUAAUUGGAAGCGCCACCUCAAGGGCGUCUUUUGGAUCCAGCGCUCGCAGGAUGUCAACGGCGCCUCCGGAGGCCUAAGGCAGGCCGUCUGGUGGGCGUGGUUGAGACAGGAUAUGUGGGCUGCAUUUAGAGAGCGGAGGGCUUGUUUCAGUUUCUGGAAGCCUCUCAAAGACGUGGAAGAGUUGGGACAGGACGAGCUGGCCGAUAGGGUGGUCUAUUUGUUGUCUCAGGCAGUGAACUACUGUGCGCAUUCUACGUCGGCGUCGAUGACCGUGACUGACAAGAUUCACUUGGGUGAGGCGCUGCUAGCCGCGCUGGAACGGUGGAAGAGCUUCCUUGGUCCCGAAUACUGCCCACUUCCCAGCCGACCCGCUCGCGCUGGAUCUGUCUUCAAGCCAAUCUGGAUCCACCCACCACCAUUCGCGGUGGCCAUGCAGGUUUAUCACUUCGCCCGGAUUCUCGUCACGCUGCACCUCCCAGCCGUUGGUGCCGCUGGGUUUCAAGGUUACCUGAAGACGCAACGGGUACUGUCAGAGGCAGUGGAUGGAAUAUGUGGUAUUGCAUUGGAGCUGAGGGACGAGGGCUGCCAGAUCCUCUCGGCGCAGUGUCUCUUCGGGGCUGGACUCUGCACACAGGAUGAGGGAAAGAGGGAGGUUAUCCUGGACCUGAUUGGGCAUUGUGAAGGGCGGACUGGGUGGCCUAUGGCCGGUUUAAUUGAGGACUUGAGGGGGGAGUGGGCAAAGGUGGGCUGA